This is a messenger RNA of Episyrphus balteatus (marmalade hoverfly), 6308 nucleotides long. RefSeq lists its product as uncharacterized. The transcript is spliced from 26 exons. Lineage: Eukaryota; Metazoa; Arthropoda; Insecta; Diptera; Syrphidae. The record is from RefSeq and is a predicted model, not a curated record. The coding region runs from base 157 to 6264 and encodes 2035 amino acids. Gene Ontology annotation, cellular component: kinetochore microtubule; RZZ complex; cytoplasm. Gene Ontology annotation, molecular function: small GTPase binding. Gene Ontology annotation, biological process: mitotic spindle assembly checkpoint signaling; mitotic sister chromatid segregation; protein localization to kinetochore involved in kinetochore assembly.
AUUUGACGUUUGUUUGCCUUUGCAAAAUUUUGUGACCAACAAAUAAAUUUUGCACUGCAAUUUGUAUUUUUCCACAAUAAAUCCUAGAAAAUAAAUACAAGAUCUUUGUUUGCAUUUUUAUCAUCAAUUAAAUUAGAAAAUACGUGAAAAAGGAAAAUGUGGACAAAUUUUUCACAAUCUUCUGCAGAAGAUGAAACAAUUAGCAAUGUGUUUUGUACAAACGGCAUUUUCAAGAUUUGGAGCGAUGAUCUUGUAUACAAAAGACCACAAGUUGGCGCAAGUGUACAAAAUAGAAAAAUGUUUAUAGCCAUUGAUAAGACUGUUGUGCUUCUGGAAGAUGAAAACAUUGCCAAGUGUAGCUUUUUGAGUUUUAAUUCUCAAAUUGAUAUUGUUACUAUAUCCAAUUCGGGAAAUCUAAUUGUCUGUGGCUUAUCGGAUGGAGAAAUUCAUGGAGUUUGUAUCAAUGGAAUCCCUUUGUUUAAUCUGAGCAUUAAUCAGGACGAUGUUCAGAAAAAAACUACAAUUGCCGGUAUACGACAAGUUGGGAAUAGCUACUACAUAUCCUGUACCAAUGGGAGUAUUUAUAAACUCACAAAUGUUGAUGAAAGUCGCAUUGAAACAUGUCUUAACAUAUCGCUGAAAGAGAACGAAACUGUUCUACUCAAUGAUAGCAUAAUGGAAAAUGUGGCUAUUGAAAGAAUGACUAACACAAAAAGUCUCAAUGAAAUAACUGCUGUCGAAAUAAUACCCCUAACAGGUAGAGAUGAAUAUCUUUUCUUGAGCGGAACAAAAUGUUUUCUUCGAUUUCAAACAUCUCAACAAGACACUAAGAUCAUCAUAUCCGAUAAUUAUCAAGGCCUUAAAAAUAUUUAUAAUUUGGAUAGCUACACCAUUGCUUUGACGAACAGUGGCCAUCUUCUUGAAAUAUGUCCAUUCACGAAGUUAGUGUAUCAAAUUCCUUUUGAAUUUGAUUGCCUCAUUGAUGAUUUGACUGUCAUGGAAAAUAAUGAAAACACAGUUGAAUUACUGAUUCUAACGAAACCUGAUGAAAAUGGAGCUCGAGCCAUGAAAGUUGUUGAGUUUCCAUCUUUUAAGUGUAUUUAUCAAUUUGAGAUGCCCAAGGAUACUUGGCUUGUGAAUCAACCUAAGUGCUCGGUUAACUUAUAUUAUUUAAGCGGAGAAAACAUAAACGCACAAGGCUUACCUCAAGAAAUUGAAAUGAAAUUGGUGUCUGAAACGCAGCCCGCAGAACGUCUUAAGAAACUAAUUUAUAAAGGUCAUCUAGAAGAAGCGGAGGAAUUCGGAAAACAAUUUGAAUUGAGUCUGCAACCCAUUUAUGAAGCAAAAGCUAAAAAGCUCCUACUAGAAAUGAGUAGUAUAACAGAGGAUAACAUGGAACGCUUCGAAGAAAUGUUCAAACAACUUACAAGUUUAUUAAAGCUUAUAGAGAACAAAGUGUUUUUUAAAACUAUUCGAUCAUAUGAAAUUCCAAGUAGACGUAUACUUCCUUUGUUUUUAGAUGAAAUCUUAAUUCAUCUUGAUGAAGAGAUGGACGAUGAUUGUAUCCGGGAAAUCAAAGAACAUCAACUACGUUUGAAAACCUUGGCUCUUAUAGAUCCAUAUGAAUGUAAUAUGGAUUGGCAACGUUUUGUUUAUCAUCCAAAUAUAGUACAACUAUGUUCUUCAUUUCUCAAGAGUGAAAUCCUUAUCGCUUGCCUUAUAUGGAGAAGACAUUCAGCGACUAUCAUACCUCAAAUUGAUUUACCAAAUAUUCGCAAACUAAUGAGCCUAAUUCCAGCCAAUGUUGAGCCAUUUAAUCUGGUACAAUGGCUCCGACAUUUUGUACCUACUACCGUCCAUGCAUACCCAAGCCUGAUGCCGUAUAUCAUCGAUUGGAGUAUUCAAAAAACACGUUCAUUGCAAUUGUCUAAACACUGGCCGGAAAUAGGACUUGAAUUUUCUACAAAAGUGUCUGAAAUUUUUGAUGAUAUACAUUUUCUUCAUUCUGAUGUAAGACGCCAGCAUGAAAAAAAUAUCGAAAAGCUUAGAGACUUGGUUAAUGCAUUACAAGACUUGGCUGUUCUAAAGAAAAGUUAUAACCUUGUAUUUACUUUGGACAACUACAUUAAAGACUCGUUAGAUGAGACGGCAUUCUGUAUACUUCAAAGAGUACAAAUUACUAACUUGAAAAGCCUUGUUAAUGAUUUCCUCUAUCCAAUUUAUAUGGAGCGCGGUCGUUCGCCGGUUAAAGCGAUUCGAAAAUACAUAUCUUUUCUUGUUGCUAGUCGGCAAAAUUUAAGUUCCUGGCUAAAUCGUGCCGUUACAUCAAUAGAACUUUUGCACAGUGAAGAUGCUCGUUUGGAAAGUGCACUUUUGGUUUUGCAAGCAGCUCCAGUACCGUGGCCUGUAACUGUAGGUCCACUCAUUAAAUUAGGUGAAUCAACUCACCCAUUGGCUCAAAAGAUCAACACAGAAUAUGAGAUUCAGAUUAUAAAAAUCAUGAAGGUUAAGUACGGAUGGCCUGCUGAUGGCACAGACUAUAACAUGAAACUGGUGUUUAGAAUAGUCAAGACGGAUUUACCAGAAAUGAUUGAUGACAUCAGAGAUCUUACCAAAGCCACUCCUGAAAUUCAAGGAAGUGCGAAUUUCUAUUGCUGCUACGAACUGGCGAGAAAGGGAAAAAUUGAUACUGCAUUGAAAUUUUUCAAUAGCUUGGGAACUCAACAAAAAGCUGAAUGUAGCGAAAAGAUUAUCAAUAUAUUUUCUGAAGUUCUUGAGGAUCCAAAUAUUGAUGAAAUAUCACACAGUAAUUUGUUUGAGUUUUUCAAACUCAUGACUCCACAAUCAAACACAAGUGAUCAAAAUGUGUUGUUGAAAAUUCAAAAAUGCCACAUUCUUCGAGUACGAUUCCAGCUAAAUGUCCUAACAGAUGAUUUAAGAAAACAAGAUGUUCGCCGGGAGCUUUUAGAAAAAGGAGUAUCUAAUUUGGCACAAAAAAUAAAACAGAACAAAAUCAAUGUAACUUCGCUUUGGAAUGAAAUUUGCGAACUCGCAACUGCACUGGAAUUUGAAAAAGUUUUUGGAGUUUUGGAACUUUGUAAAGUGUUGAAUAAUGUUCAUUUGUCAUGUGCUUUAGCGUACUAUACGUUAGAAUUGAUAAAUUGCACAAAACAAAAUUAUGAAAUAUUUAUUGAUCUGGCAAUUUUGGUUAUCUCGCAACAAAUCGUUUUAUGUCAGAAUAAACACGAUAGAGAUACUGCAAUGGUCACUGAUCCUUUAGCUUUUCCACUGUCUUAUAAACUUCUUGUAACGGCUUUACAAUCUGGAAAGACGUUUAAGCUUGAAAUUAUUGAGCUUCUUAAAUGGGUCCGCAUUGUAAACAUAUCAUAUGAACUCGAAGUGAUACAAGAAUGUUAUGGUAUUGAAAAUGACGUCAACGAUCGGAUUUUUAAGCACUUUGAAGAUAUCGAAAACCCAAAACCAAUGGAUAUUAAACCGCAACAAAAUAAACGUAAUUCUGUUUCUGUUUUCGAUGAAAUUGUGUGUGUACAAGAAGUUCGUAAGGAAAAAACAGUAAGAGAUCACUCACCAGUGGUUAAUUGCGUUUCACUAGCACUGCUUUUAAUUGUUUUGGAAAUACAACCAGCUAUAUAUUCCUUUAGCAAAUUAAAAACUUUAACUUCGGAAAAAUUGAAAGUUGAUGCUGCCAGAAUUAAAGGAGAAUUUUUACACUCUAUCGAAUUAUUGGUAAAAUCAAAACAACAUAACCCAUGGUAUUCUGUGGCGCAAUACCUAUUGGAGUAUCAGAAAAAUUCUGAUAAAAAAAUAAUCCACUUAGAUUUUGUAUCAACGCAAUUACGAAGGGUUUUGCGGCAUUUACUUUCUCACAAAGAACCCAAUUUCCUAGAUUUAUUUGCAAUGUUAAUAACCGAUUUGCAACCUCGACUUCAGUUGGAAAAUCUUAUGAACGAUUUAAAAUCUGAUGUUCAAAGAGUUAAUCUUCUUAUAUUAGCAGAAAUGUAUAACACACAUAUAGAAGAUAUGGUUAAGGUGAAAGAAAUCAGAGAGAGUCGCAUUAAGCAAUUCUAUUUUACCGAGCUUUGCAAGCAAGAUUCUAGUCUGAAGACUAAGCCCGACAUUGAUAUUGUAUCAAUGGGACAGCUUAUGAAAGAACUAAGAAAUAAAAUGCUAGAUGUUCGUCUUUUAGAACGACUUAGUAAAGAUUUUGGAUGGGAUUAUCAACAAGUAUUAGUUUCGCAAGUUAUAGCUGUUCUUCAUUUGCAACAGCCCAACUUUGAAAUUAAAGUCGACACUUUUGGAAAAGAGGAACUAUGCAUGAAAAAUUCUGUCGAGGAAAUAAGAAAUCUCUGCCAGCCCUACAUAAAUGAAAUAAAGAAUACUGAGCUCUUGGCAUCGAAACUAUUGAAUUUUAUGUCAGAAAUAAAUUACUAUUUUUAUGAACAUUACUUAUGUGUAAUUGAAAUUUUGAAUUACAUCAAUGAAUUACCCAAGGAAAUGCAACUGUGGAACUGUAUUUUAAUAUUUUUGAAACACAAAAUGAUCUCAAAACGUCGACAUCGCCCAUCACAAAUGGAAACCGACUGGUGGUUAAAGUCUCAUUCUGAAAUUGGUGUUUUACCAAAAAUUUCCAAAUACCGAUUGCCAUUUAUGCCAAUUGUUCAACAGCCUCUAAAAGAUAUUUUAGAUAACGAAAUCAAUAUCGACAACUGUGAGAGUUGGUUUCCAUUAAUUAAGAUGCAUACCGUUUUGCAAGCAACUGCCACACAAUCAGAAAUUCUAAAAAUGCAAGAUUAUUUCUGUAUGUCGGCUGUGAAAAAUUCCAUUUCCGAUUAUAAGUCAAACGUGGAUUCAGAUACAUGGAAUUUGCAACCUACAAACAAUGCCUUUUUGCAAUCUAUUCUAAGAUUAGUACAGCAUGUAUCCAAUACAUCAAAAGUAUUACUCAUACUUUACUUUGUUGUCAGCCAUGCCCCUGAUGGAGCAGAUCAAGUUGAAGCUUCUUACGAGUGCUACAAAUAUACAUUGAAACACGAACAAGAAUUAUUAAAUCAAGAAAAGUCUGUAGAAACUGUUCGAAAAGCCAAAAGAAAGUAUCCAAUUUUUAAAACCCAACAUUUACUGCAUGUGUAUGGACUUGUAGAAGACAAACUGUUACAGUUGGUUGAAAAUCCAAAAGAUCUCAUUUAUUCAUUAUACCAUCACGAAAUGAUUUUGAAACCCAAUAAACCUGAUAUAAAUAAAGUUUGUAAGGAAAUCGCUGAACUUCAUGACUUGGAUAUAGAUAUGAUGCAAUUCAAUUUGCUUCAAAAAUGGUUAUCUUUUGCAACGAUGUCUUCAGAAGUAACCACAUUAGAAGAGACCUUCUAUGAAGACAUAAAUAGUUCAAUAAGCGUUCAAGAAGAAAAUGAUGGUGAAAACGUUAUGAGAGCUCAUUAUAUUCUAAAAAGUUGGGAAACAGACAAAGCUAUACAAUUUCUUGUUGGUCAUAUAUUCCCAGCUGAUGGAUCAGUAAAUACAAGCAAGCAGCUUCAGAUGUUUGAAUGCUUUUCUCAGCUCAACGAUGGCAGUUCAAGCUACAACGAUGUGCUGUCCCAACAAAAAUACAUAAUAAUUAAAUGUGUUCAUAAUUUAAAACAACUUGGCUAUAAUUUUAGUCUGGAUAAAUUUGCAGACUAUGAUAAAAUAACAAUUUUGAAAAAAAUCUGGCAGAGCCAUGCUAAUAAUCAAUUUGCCAUGGAAGUUAUUGCUAACAUUUGUCUUGGUUUUAAAAUUUACAUUCCUAAAAUAUGGAAUGGUGUUUUGAGGCAAAUGGUUAAGUUUAAUAUGAUUCGAGAAUUGAAUUCACUCGUUGAUGUGUUAUCGUGUAAUUCACAUAUCUUACAUACAACGGGGUUAGUUCAAGCUUGGGAUUGUGUCUUAAAGUUGCCAUUUAAGAAGGCCAAUAAGACUAGAUCGUUUGAGCAAGAAGAGAUUUUGAUGAAGACACUCUUUAGAAUACAGGGAUGUCCUGUAGUUAGUGAAAUAAAUUUGAUUGAGAUUGCAGAAGAUUGUAUACGCAUAGACCGAACUCAUAUGGCUGCGAUUUUAAUUGUGUUCUGCUGUUCACCGAAAGAUCGAGACAUAAUCAAAAAACUCAUUACAUCACGAAUGAAUCCAAAUGUACGUAAGGAUAUUCUUGAAUUAGAAGAAUCAGGAAUAAUGCCUAAUAUAAUUAAUUUUGUUUUGAAAGAACUUAACAUUUAAGAUUUUCUUCGUUUUGGAAAAUAAAGUGCAUAAAAUAAUUGAAA